This is a messenger RNA of Thermothelomyces thermophilus ATCC 42464, 1099 nucleotides long. RefSeq lists its product as uncharacterized. NCBI's taxonomy places the organism in Eukaryota, Fungi, Ascomycota, Sordariomycetes, Sordariales, Chaetomiaceae. The record is from RefSeq and is a predicted model, not a curated record. The transcript has 2 exons. Bases 93 to 1058 code for a protein of 321 amino acids.
GCUUCUACAUCGCUCUCGGAUGACCAAGACACACUGUAAAUACCCUGAAAACACACUACGCUCGAGAGGUCUUUCCAUUCAAUUGCAUCACGAUGGCCCCCAGGCGCCCCCAGCGGAGAGCGAUCCGCACGGCGGUUGACCCUGCUCUUCCCACACCCGAUCAGUCGACAGAGACAACACCGGUCAGCUCGGCUUUUCCAUCGGCGUACCCCUCCGAGGCGGAGAACGAGAGCGACGCCGAGGAGGGAAUUCUCUCUGCGCCGAUGACCCCCCCGGCUACUGGUGCCGUAGUACCACAGACCCCGCCUAAGAAGAGACGGAUUCCCGAGAAGCCUUUUCGGUUCCUGGACCUGCCUUCAGAGCUGCGCGUCGAGAUAUACGCACUCCACUUUGAAGGGAUCGACCAAGUCGUCGACCUGGACUCGGACAACUACAAGCGCGUCCACAAGAAGUUGGCGAUUUUCCGGACGUGCCGGACCAUCUACCACGAGGCUUCGCAUGUGUUCUACAGCACCCAUACAUUCCGCAUAUUCCCCACGCAGCCCGGGCGAUUCUUCAAGACGAAGAAACCCCUGCUCGCCCGCCUAAACACGAACCAGCGCCGGUCCAUCACCUCGCUCGAACUGCGCCUCGGCCCGGGCUGGAACAGGCCCCCGCGCGGCUGGGUCGUGAACGCGGCGCUCGGCCUGAGCGAGUGCGUCAACGUGCGCCAGCUGACCGUCUUUGUCGAGUGCGACCCGAGCGACAGCGUCUUCAAGGGUUUCCGCAAGGCGGACGGCUUCUACGAGACCUUCUCGCGGAACCUGCUGGACGACGUCUUGGCAGAGAUGCCGUUUUUGGAUCGCGUCCAUUUCGACGCCUGGAGCAGCGUCAAGAAGACGGGCGCCAUGAUGACGGGUCUCCUCGAGGUCGCGAGGGCCCGUGGCAGGAAGAUAUGCUGGGGUCCCGAGAGGGGGUGGAGUGAGGACGAGGAGGAGGACGAGGGGGGCCAGCGGGACCAGCACGAGCAGACAAUGGCGCAGCUACAGGCAGCCAUGGCAUUUCUGGGCACCACGUAAGAAGGGGAAGGAUGGAUAUAUUUUGUGUCAUGUGUGUCUCG